AUUCCGCAGUGGAAGAGAGGCUGUCAUGCUUGUGUUUUCCUUUGGUUUUUUGUUAUUGUUUCGGGUUAGUGGAGCAACUGAGCCCGAGGAGGAAAGCACGACCGUAUCGCUCGUGUUUUAGUUGUUUUCUCGCGGACCGUGACUCCAGUAUCAGACAGAGAGACAUCUCGAAUAGACUGUGUGCAAAGAAGUGAGGGAAAUAAAGGUGCAAAACAGCCUGCCUUUCUGUUGUGUUGCCAUGGAGAAGGCUUGGCUGGUGGAGUUCAGAAACGUGGGCUGCAGUUACUUCCCUCAGAGCAGAGUCGAUUGCCACUACACACUGAGCUCACAGCACAACUGGGCCAGCAAUGACUGGAUAGGGCUCUUCAAGGUGGAAUGGUCAUCAGUGAAGGACUACCACACGUUUGUUUGGGCACUGGCCCCAGCUGACUAUCAGGAGGGCACCGAUGUCAACUGCUGCGUGCACUUCCAGGCUUCCUACCUACCCAAGCCCAGCUCCCAAGAGUAUGAGUUUGUAUAUAUUGAUGCGAAGGGGGAAGUUUGCUCCCGUAGCUCCAAAUUCACUUUCUGCGCUCCAAAGCCACUUGAGGAUUUGGUGACCCUGGAGGAGGCGUCCCAAGGAGAGGGAGAAGGCACAGACAUGUUGCUGGUGGUGCCCAGGGCUGAGCUGCUGCAGAGUCGGCUGGAGGAAUGCCUGCGAGAGCGCGCUGAGCUGCUGCAGGUGCAGGAGGCAGCAAACAGGCAGAGGGUGAAAGAGAAGGUGGAGUACAGGAGGGCAAGGGAGGCCUGUGACAGACGAUGCAGAGAGCUAGAAAGCGACAUUGCCGGGCUGCAGGAGGAGCUGAAGCAGAGUCAAGAGAAAAUGGAGGAGAUGGAAAGGAAGCAGAAGGAGGUGCAGGCUUUAGGAGAAUCACUAGCCCAGGAGAAAAGCACUUUAUUGGAUGCGAGGGAGGAGAGCGAAGCGCGAAUCAAAGAGCUGGAGGAGGAUAUCAAAAUCCUGACACAGAGAACUGUCGAAAGAGAGACAGAGUUGGAAAGGAUGAAGGAAAGAGCAAAGAGGGCUGGAGCUCAGAGGAAAGAAGAGGAGAGUGAAAGAAAGAGCAUACAGAGCAAGCUGGAACAGUCAGAGGGUGAACUCCGAAGUCUGUCUAAGGAGUUCCAGGGCCUGAGGAACUCACUGGCCCAGAGAGACACAAGUGUCCUGCAGCUCCAGAGCACCAUCACUACCCUCACCCAGAAACUCACCACUGCCCACAGGAAAGAGGCGGAGAGCGAGGCAACGCUGAAGGAGAUGCGGAGCCUGCGAGAGCGUCUGAACGCGAGUGAGCGUGCUGCAGAGGGCUUGAAAAGUGAUCUGAGUGCCACGAUAGCGCAGAGGGAUCAUGGACAGGCCGAACUGCACCAGGCUCGUCUGCAGGCAGCCCAGUUGACUCUUCAGCUUGCAGAUUCCAGUCUGGCCCUGAGGGAAGGAAGAGCUCGCUGGACUCAGGAGAGGCAGAGUCUGCAGCGCGCUGCCGAGAAGGACCAUGAGCGUCUGGAGAAACUCAGCACAGAGAUGCAGAGGAUGGAGGACAGGCUGCAGGAGGAGAGGAUGGAAAGAGUGAAGCUGGAGGUUGAGCUUGGGAGAGAAAAGGAUUGCAACCGGGUUCAGCUGUGUGAAACGCGCAGGGAGCUCCAGGAGCUGAAGGCCAGCCUGAGGGUCGCCCAGAAGGAGAAGGAGCAGCUGCUUGCAGAGAAACAGGAGUUGAUGGAGUACAUCUGUCAGCUGGAGCAGAAGAUGGGAACAGUGGCCAGUGCCAAGUGGAGCGCUGCCCCGAUUGCCUCCACAGGGCGGCCUGGCAGUGCAUUAUCUGACUCCGAGGACGAGAACCCAGAGGCUCUGCAGCCCCUCCGUCCACCAAGACCUCUGGGACACUACAGCCUGUGUGAGCAGGGCGAGCCUGACUCCCUGCUUCUCGCCACCCCUCCUUCCUCCCCCAGGGAGGCAGAGAGGAGCGCCGUGGUCAUCAACCAGCCAGCCCCGCUCUCCUCACCACACCAGGCCGGAUCCGACACUCUGGCACACAGCUCGGAUUCGGAGGAGGAGGAAUCUAAUCCGCUUCCAUGUGCAAGGCACAGCUCUGGAGAGGAAACAGCACUUCUGCUUCCUGAGCACACGGACACUGUUCUCAGUGAUCUGGCUGACACCUCGCUAUGGUAACCGAUGGACAUCCAGUUGUGGCGAGCGAUCAAAAAGGAGAGGAGAAGAGGGGGGGGGGACUUUUCUCGGAGUUAAUGCCGUUUCUUCCACUAACAAGCACAUAUACAGCUCACACACUACACAGACAAAAUGUUAAUAUGCAAUUUACAUCGUAUCUGCCGUGAUCCUUGGUUUUUUCCCUCCUAGACUGUUGUGUUAUUUCCCUAGCUGUUUUCUUUUUUGUUGUUGUUGUUGUUGUUGUUGUUAGGAAUGACAUAAUGCUUGUGGUGGCAGGUCAACACCGUGUCUAUGAGUGACAUAAGACUGUUGCACAGUUUUAGGCAUGGGCGUCUGAGAGUAGCAGAAUGAUUUCUGUCGAAUCACAGUGAUGUCGAGAGCUUUACGACGGAUGUUAUGUCGUUUUUAUGACAUUUGUGAUUAGGAGUCAUGACAGGCACCGUAAUUAUGAUGUUUUGUGCAGGCCCGGCUCCGCUGGAAAUCAUGGCAAAACUCUCGCCCCGGCAUUAAAUUCUCCACAGCAGCUUUUUCGAAACACUAUUCAUGACAUGGCAUAAAGUAAUGAUACAGCGUCACGCUAGAAAUUAUAUUGCAGCAAUGUAGGUCUAUGACAUCAUAUUUCUCCUCCAUUUACUCAGAGCUAAGGUUUGAUAUGCACUUUCUUGUUCGCAUUAGCAGUGGAUUGGUGUCACGCAGAUGCAGUUGAAGAGAUUUAGUGACACUUUAAGGCGGACGAGCGUUCGGAAUAGAAAGCUUAUUGAGCAGAUUGUGUUUAAAGUCUAUUAAGAUAGGUGCCAGAUGCAACUUUCUACUUCAGUAACUUCAUAUCAUCAUUAUUAUGAAAUUAAUGCUCAUAAGCUUUUCACUGUAGAUCAGCUGCAGUUUUUACUCGCUAGAAUUUACGUUUCAUGGUUAUUAAAAUGAGACGCUAAUUUACUAGCUCGCGAUUUGAAUAUUCACUGUUGCUCUUUGUUACAGUUUGUAUUGUACAGACAUUUUAUCUCACACCCGUGCAGUUCUAAAUUUGUGCCUAAAAUAAUGAAAAAAGAGAGUCAAAGAAAAUCAUCUUUAUAGAUCCUGACAUCAUGACAUGGUGUUGGUAUUUUCCCCUUAGCCCUAUGGCAAUAUACUGCCUAGUAAAAAAUUGCUGCCUACCUUUUAAUCAAUACUGUAUGCAUUUUUCAUGAUUUUUCUAUUUAUAAUUAACUUGAGUUAUGCUGCAAUGAAACUAUAUUCAGGUUUAGUUUGAACUAGGCGUUUUCUCACACAACUCUUUGUGCAAUGUGUGGCAAAGUUUUUUCCAUGCUUGGCUUCAGAGGAUUUGCUAGGACACUUUGACGCUUGAUUUUAUCUGCUGUAUUUGCACCCUAUUUUUACUAGAGAAGAGUUUUUAGACGAAAAAGUUGAUAUAUGGAUACUUAACGAUGUGUGUCCUUUCACCGUUAUCCUAAUCAUUACCAGUGUGUGUUGUGUUUACUCAUAUUUUAUCUACACUUUGUGUUUUUAUCAUCUGUUUCCAAAUGCUUGCUUUGAUAUCAGCAAGAUAUUGGUGCUAAUGAACGGGAAUGAUACCAGUGUGUGAAGGAAAGUAAUGAAUCAUGUGAAAGGAGUAAAUGUCUGUCCAACCUCUCAUUUAUCUUGUGUCACUGGGUAUUCUGGUUUUGCAGCACGUGUACCUUAUAUAGAAGUAGGGAUGUUUUGAGGAGCCUGGUAUUUUUUCCCCAGAAGGUAGCACACUACAUGUACCCUCCAUAGUCCUUGUUUGUGGUUGUAAUCUGCCUUUAUGUCUUAGGGAAGUUAUUUUUUUGUUGUCCCACUGAGAGCUCCGGUGCGAGUACUCCUCGUCAGGACGCCGUCUCCCAUUGCAAUAAAGCUCCAGUGGUUAUGGUUUGUUUUGAAGUUUUGUGUGUGAAGGUUAUGUACACCACCAUGUAUUUUCUUAUCAGUCAUGUAACAGGGUUUGGGUGGGGUUCUGCCUAAUAAAAAGGUUUAUGUAUCCAUUA
Molecule: messenger RNA, 4200 nt
Organism: Acanthopagrus latus (yellowfin seabream)
Lineage: Eukaryota; Metazoa; Chordata; Actinopteri; Spariformes; Sparidae
Gene: calcoco1a
Product: calcium binding and coiled-coil domain 1a
Exons: 15
Coding region: 239-2200 (653 amino acids)
Source: RefSeq, a predicted model, not a curated record